AUGGAUAUGAAUGACUCCUUCUUCAGUGAUGACGAACCAGACCAAUGUGAACAAGUAGGACAGACCAACGCCUCCAAGAAAUGGCUGAGCUCUACGUUUGCAUCGCUUGCCCAACUGGAACAUGUCAAGCCAAAUGUCUACAAUGUUGGGUUGGUGGACCCAAAAGAGCUCAAGGGAAAUAAUCUUAGCAAUGCCAACAAACGGAGUCAGAGCUUCACCAACUUGUCCACUAACCCGCCAUUAUCCACACUAUCUUCUCAAAAAACUGCUUGGGGAAGUAAUGGGUCAAUUCCUGACCUCGUCAAACAAGCAGCAAAGCAUGAUGGGCGUCCACAUCGGCCAGAGAGUGCCAAGGCGCCAUCCAGAAGGUACCGCCCACCCAGUGGGAAAAAGCCACGUCCAGAGAGUGCCAAGGAGGGUUCACUUCCCCCUCGACCUCCCCCUAAAAUAUCUGUGAUGGGGGCUAAGUAUGAUUCUGUGGGAAGACCAGUGAAACAGACGCCUUACCAAUCCGUUUCCACAGGCUGGGCGGGGCCGCCGGUGGGGAUGAAGUACCCUGACUCCCAGUCAGAGCAAGGCAUUGCUCAUGCUCCUUAUUCAGUGCCAGACACACCCCCUCCUCCACCCCAAGGGACCCCUGUUCCUCGUCUAGAUAUUGACGUUGAAAUGCCAAAUAUCAAUGAAGGAGAAAGUGUUGAAGAUGACACAGUGAAACUGAAAUACACAAAGACAAAAUCUGAGGCAUCCCACCCAGUAGAACUUUUGCGCCGUCCUACACCUGAAUCUCUCCAUCUUAAUCUGGAUAUUCCAACCAUGAAUGAGGAGGACAGUGCAGAGGACAGUGAAUUAGACACAGACAGAUUAUUGGAAAAAGCUGAAAAAUAUUCUACAAACAAACAUCCAGGGGAAGAGGAUUUUGUCCAUGAUGUUACAGAAGGUAAUAGAUCUGGUGAGUUUGUGGACACAUGUGAUAAAACUGAUGACCCAUUAGAGGAAGAUGAGGACUCAUUUUCCUUUCACAGCAGAAUAGAAUCAUCUACUGACAGUGAUGAACCAUGGACUGAUGAGGAAGAGCCUGUUAAACCAGUGGAAAAACUUGCUGUCAAGUUCAGUGAGGAAAGGAAUGUGACUAUAGACAUUACACCCAGGAAUGCUGGGCAUAAGGUAGGAAGUUUGUCACCCAGAGGUCACCAUAAACAGGAAGGUCAAAGGUCAGGGGGCAAAAGUGCUGUCAGUGAGGAUGAGGCACAUAGACUUAAGGCAGCUUUGUCUGUAAAAAGUGUUGUGAAUAAACCCACGGUAGGAUUUCUGGACGAUUCUGAAGAAAAUACACAAAACUAUGUGCCUCAAAUUACAGUGGUAAGGAAAAACCAAAGGCCGUCAUCAGCGGUGAUUAAAAAGACAGAUAAAGAGAGACCAAAGGACAGACAACGCCCAAGUUCUGCCACAGUAAGACCUAGUAGUAAACCAGUAGGAAAAUCGCUUGAUAAACCAAUCACGCAAAUCAUUGUUGAUUAUGGAGAAGAGGAAAGAAGGAUGAAAAAGGUACAGAAAAAGCUACGAGAAAAAGAUGUUGUCACCCUGGUUCAACAGCUUUCAGCAUCAGAAGAUGAAAGUAGUGUAGAAUCUGAUGAGGAUGUUGAAAUCACACCAGAAUUACUACGUCCAGGCUCUCCAACCAAAUGUACAUCUGAACCAACCAAAAACUACUACGAAAUAUCCAGACAGUCGGCCAUUAGUCGAUCAAGUGUCGUAGAUAAGAUGUUUGAAAAACUGAAAGAUAAUGCAUCUGGACUAUCUACAACAAUGGUAACUGAGUCUGGAGAAAAGGACCCGAAGGAAAGUGCUGCGGUGAAAAGUGUGUUAGAUUCACAGCUCCUUCGUAUCAAUGAGAAACAAAUGGUGGCUCAUCAAUUAGAUACCAACAGAGAAAAAGCUAAAGCCGUCCGACCACCUAGUGCUAAGGUGCAGCAUAAGCCUCCUGUGGCUCGCCCAGCUGAGUCAGAUGACCAUGAACGUCCAGGGUCAAGGCUGGGAUUUGUUGCAAUGGCACCAGAGCAAGCUUCAAAUCAAACUAACAGUCGGAAGGUUACAAGACGACCAACCUCAGCACAAUCUAGACCAGGUAAAGCUCCCUCUAGUGGUGAGAAGUGUAAUUCCGAUCCAGUGGAGGAUGCAGUAACUAAAUCAGCAUCACAAGAGGAGAAUACACCCAGUGCUGAGGUGACGGGCCUCACCGACAGACAGAUAGAAAUUCAAAGACUCAUGAACAAACAUUUAGUUCGACCCUCAUCUGCCAUCUCAAAUAACCUCACCUCACCAAAAUCUCCAAAGUCACCUAAAUGUAAAAUUCCUAAAUCACCUACUGUCCUGACAUCAGCCAGACCAGAUCCAAAGAUGUCAUCAGCAAGGUCAGGGUUAAAGGUCAACUCUCCGAGGUCACAGAAGGAGAAAGCAAUCGAUGACAUGAUAGAAAAGCACCUGAAACGCCCAGCGUCAGUGUUCACACCUGAUGUUAUGAACGAAUCAAUGGGUGAUUCCUCACCAUCACCACCCUCAUCUCCGGUACCGGUAGUCAAGGAAACAGAAUCAGCACCACCAGCAGUGCCUAUCCCUAAAUCCACCAAAGGUCGCAUCAACCAUGCUGCUUCACUACCAAGUCCAAAGUCCACUCUAGUCUCUGAAUUGAAUGCUGCUGAAAGAAAUGGUGCAGGAAUUAGCUGUAAGCAUGGAUGUCCCCACGGACACAGCCAUACAGAAACACCAGGAAUAACAUCUAAAGCAAACGCAAAGUCAUCAUUCUACACAAGGGCAAAGUCAGCUCCAGUCAAGAGAAGAACUGCAAACAAGGAACCAAAGAUCCGCUACACCAAACCUCUCUACCUCAACACCAUCAACCAUAGUGAUUACCUCAACACCAUCAACCAUAGUGAUUACCCUGAGACAGAGGAGGCCCAGGAAUGUACAGUGAUGCAGGCAAAACUGGCAGCCAAAGGAAUUAAUAUUAGCGCAAAAACACUAGAGAGAGCUCUCUACCCUCCGUCAGGACAGACCACCUACUAUGAAAUCAAGGCCAAUCUGCCAAGGUCACAUUCUCUUGGGUUACUGAGCCACCCAAAAGUAUGGCUACCAGAUGAGUACAGGCAGCUCAAGUCAGCAGAAAAAGCUCUGGCUAAAGUGAAUGAAAUCAUGUACAUGCAGAAGAAGGCAGAAGAAAGGAAAGCAAAGCAAGCAGAAGGAACAGUGGUAAAGAAGAAGAAAAAGAAAGGAAAGAAAAGGCCAACAUCAUCGCUGAAAAGAAGCAAGAGUUUCAGUUAG
Molecule: messenger RNA, 3318 nt
Organism: Ylistrum balloti
Lineage: Eukaryota; Metazoa; Mollusca; Bivalvia; Pectinida; Pectinidae
Exons: 17
Coding region: 1-3318 (1105 amino acids)
Source: RefSeq, a predicted model, not a curated record